Molecule: messenger RNA, 1266 nt
Organism: Salvia miltiorrhiza (redroot sage)
Lineage: Eukaryota; Viridiplantae; Streptophyta; Magnoliopsida; Lamiales; Lamiaceae
Exons: 4
Coding region: 176-991 (271 amino acids)
Molecular function (GO): ATP binding; ATP hydrolysis activity
Source: RefSeq, a predicted model, not a curated record
CCAUUAUUAGAAAUUAAAUUAAAAUAAGUUAAUAACUAAUAGGGAGAUUACAUAAUUUACAUUGUAACUUUUGUCCACUUGAUACUAUUUUACAAUUAAUUAAAGAUUCCGCCCUAAAUUCCGACCUUCAAAAACCUCAAACGAAAUCACCCCACGAAUCCAACAUCAAGAAAGAAUGUCGGUUAUCCAAUGUGAAACUUUUUACGAAGACGUACCAACGUUGGAUGAAGUCAAACAUGAAAUUUCCAGUAUUGUGGGAUUGUCAGAGAUCAAAAAGCAGUUGGAAUCAAUUCUGGAGAAAAUAAUUGACGCGGAGAAGGACGCCGCUGAUGGACUUAGGGUUAUACCUCCAAAACCCUUUCACAUGGUAUUCGUCGGCAGCAAUGGAACAGGCAAGUCCACAGUAGCUCGAAUAAUUGCUAAACUAUUUUAUUUGGCCGGAGCUUUGGCUUCAUACACUGUGACUGAAAUGCAAGGAAAUCAAAAGAUGAAAGAUGCAGAAGGCGGCCUACUGCUUGUGAACAUAGACGAGGAAGAUCCCAUUAAUUCGAAUACACUGGAGGAGAUCAUAGCUGCGAUGGACGAGGGAGACUCAUCGAUCGUGUUAGCCGGAAACUACAAGGCCUUGAACCAAUACAUGAAGUCCAACCUCAAAUUGUACAAAAGGUUCUCAGCGAGGCUACAAUUCGAUGACUUGACUUGCGAAGAUCUUGCCAUGAUUCUUGAGAAGAAGGCAAGCAUUAAAGGGAAGGACGGUUUGUUAUGUGGCUUUGAGCUGGAUAGUUCUUGCAGCACUGAUAGUAUCUCCCGGACGAUUGCUGAGCUUACGCCUCAAAAUCUAAGAAGCUUGCUGAAUGCACAUUUGCUCGAUCAGAUGCUAAUCGAGGCAAAGAAAGUGGCUAUGCCAGGUGAGAAAACCAUAUCAUUGAGGGACCUAGAAAUGGGUAUACAGAAUGGGGCAGAUAUCUACAAGAAUUUGCUAAAUUUGUGAUUUUACAGCAAAAUUAGAGCAAUUUAUGAUUCUGAAGAAAUGGACAAUUAGUUGUUGUUGAAUCAUACUUCAUAGUGAGUAGUUACUAAUUAUUUCACCAUUUGUAAGAUAACCCAACUCUUGGUGUGCUAAUGCCAGCCAUUUUUGAUGGCAUUGGUAAUUUCUGUAGUCCAAGUCCUUUUUAGCUAUCGUGUUUGUAUUUCUUCUCAUACUAGUAUUUUUCAUGUACACUUGUAAUAGAUAUGAUGAAAUAACAAACUACGUAAAUUAAACAA